AUGCGGGAACCCCGCAGCUGGACCCGGAGGUUCGGGCCUGCGGUCCGCGGCAGACCGGUCACCUACACUGGGGAGAAGAAGGCGCAGCUGGCGGCCAGCGCCAACCGGAAGUGGGUGAGGCUGGCCACAGUGGCGGCGUACGUGCUGAGCGUGUCCGUGGCCGCCGUGGUGCUCGCGGUGUACUACAGCCUCAUCUGGAGACCCGGACCCGGUCAGAGCCGGGACCGGACCGGGAGCCCCGGGGCCGAGCACAGCCGGGGAAAGCCCUCCGAGUGUGACGUCGAUACGGGCGGUGACGCCACUGAUAACAGAUCGAUGGCUGACCUGCCUGCUGACGGUCACGUACCCGUCACCGCGCUGAGCGCGGAGGUGUCUCCGGUCCUCGCCCCCGGACCCACCGGACCUCCUGAGGCCGGGCAGGGCUCCACCUCUCCGGCAGCCGUCACCGCGGAGGAUCCGUCCAACCUGCCGACCCACCGCGCCGCCCGACACCGGGAGCCAGCGCCCUCCGCCAGCUGGCCGGAGGCGGACUCCGCCGGGUCCGGGUCCGAGGACUUUACUGGAUACCAGUGA
Molecule: messenger RNA, 573 nt
Organism: Oreochromis niloticus (Nile tilapia)
Lineage: Eukaryota; Metazoa; Chordata; Actinopteri; Cichliformes; Cichlidae
Product: putative transmembrane protein INAFM2
Exons: 1
Coding region: 1-573 (190 amino acids)
Source: RefSeq, a predicted model, not a curated record